AUGUUUCGCUUCUUUACUUCAAACGGCUCUAAAUCUAAUGAACAAGCGGCUGAGAUCGAGAAAUAUCGUGCCCGUCAUCGCCAAUUGUGUCGUAAUCAGCAAUCGGAUGCAACGCUUAGUACGCACGUCGAGGACUUGGACGUAGAGGAUGGACGUACUCGUAAAAUUUCAGCCAAGUGGCGUCAAGAGCACGAGCACGAGCAACAAUUUCCAGUUGGUAAUCAACUUGAUGCAGAGAUGCACAUGAGCUUCAAUGCCUUUGACUUUUCAACGUCACCCGAAGCUUUCUAUGAGACGGAGCAGCAGCAGCAACAGUUGGAGAGCAAAGGUCCGUCUUGCCAGAAUAAUCAGCAGUCAGAAGAGCAGACAAGAAAGCGGAAUGCUAAUGGAAGUUUGUGGGAACGGAGAAGUCUGGAUCGCCCGACUAGUGGAAGUGCUCGACAGGUGCCGACAUUGGGCAAAGAGGCUUUAUGGGGAAGUCCCAUGCAUUACGUUACUCAAGAUGCACAGCGACAAGCACUCUAUUUCCAGCCACAAUAUUACGCAUGA
Peronospora farinosa is the source of this 549-nucleotide messenger RNA. The record is from the annotation of a GenBank genome assembly. Lineage: Eukaryota; Oomycota; Peronosporomycetes; Peronosporales; Peronosporaceae.